CCGAGAACAACCUCCCCAUCUUUUUCAUUGGUUGGACAUCCUGAUGGACAGGUGAAAGGGUUUGCCGAAGAGUCUUGAGGAGCCGGGGGCUGUAAAAACGGCAACGUUGAUUAAGAAGCGGGCUUGGCGCGCGUGUGUGGGAGCUGCUUUUGGAUUCUAGGGCGUUGCAGCCAUGGGAGUGGAAGUCGAGACCAUUUCUCCGGGAGACGGAAGGACUUUCCCAAAGAAAGGCCAAACAUGUGUAGUCCAUUACACAGGAAUGCUGCAGAAUGGAAAGAAGUUUGAUUCCUCCCGAGAUCGAAACAAGCCUUUCAGGUUCAAGAUUGGUAGACAGGAAGUCAUUAAAGGAUUUGAAGAAGGAACUGCACAGAUGAGCCUUGGACAAAGAGUAAAACUCACUUGUACACCUGAUAUGGCAUAUGGAACAACAGGUCAUCCUGGAGUUAUCCCACCAAAUGCUACUUUGAUUUUUGAUGUGGAGCUUCUCAGGAUAGAAUGAAAUUGGGACUAAUAAUUUUUAAAAAAUCUGUUUAUCAGUGCUCUUUCCCCAUUCUUUUUAAUGGAAGAAAUCUCACUGAAAUUUAUAUCUUCACUCAAGUUGUCAUGCCAAUAAUGCUUAUGAAGUUGUUUUCCCUACUUCCUUUCCCUCUUUUUUUUUUUUUUUUUAAAAAACUGAUUAUUGGUAUUUGUUCAGUUAAUUGCUUCUUUGCUAUGGAAUGGAAGUUGUACAUUUUAUUUUGCACGUGAAACUUCAAAAUUGUGAUUAGAAUUAUAUAUAUAAUUGAAGCUAUAUACAGAUUUUACUUAUUGGACAACCACUGCCUUAUAAUCCACUAAAGGAACACCGGUGCUCAGAAAACAAGUGUACAUCAUGUACACACGGAGGCAUUAGCCAAACCAAAUUACCUGCGCUGCCACUUUUUUCUCAAGCUGUUCCACUUGCAGCUGUUUUAAUUAACACAUCAUGUGAAAA
This is a messenger RNA of Notechis scutatus (mainland tiger snake), 973 nucleotides long. NCBI's taxonomy places the organism in Eukaryota, Metazoa, Chordata, Lepidosauria, Squamata, Elapidae. The record is from RefSeq and is a predicted model, not a curated record.